Messenger RNA from Anneissia japonica, 3108 nucleotides. Its product is annotated as 60 kDa SS-A/Ro ribonucleoprotein-like. Gene Ontology annotation, molecular function: RNA binding. Gene Ontology annotation, cellular component: ribonucleoprotein complex. Bases 203 to 1867 code for a protein of 554 amino acids. Lineage: Eukaryota; Metazoa; Echinodermata; Crinoidea; Comatulida; Comatulidae. The transcript has 7 exons. The record is from RefSeq and is a predicted model, not a curated record.
UCCAACAGGCCUAUCAUCAGUGCCACAUCCCUAAAAAUAGACCAACAAAAAUUCCCAGGGAAUUAAUCUUACGUCGCAUGUAUAAAAAUCAGUGGCAUUUCACCUGAAAUUGUUUGAAAUAUAUAUCUUUACAAUUUCAAAUUUUUUUUUUUUAUAGAAUAUUCCUUGGGAGCUUUUUCCUCAAGGUGACUGUACUUUUGAGAUGACCCAGUCAAGUGUGCACCAGCAGGAAGAAUUAUGUGAUUCGCAGAUAAAGAACUCUGCCGGAGGCUUUGUAUGGAAAGUAAAAGAUAUUGACAGACUCAGGCGGUUUCUUUGUCUUGGAUCAGCUAACGGUACAUUUUAUGUCAGAGAUGAAGAAAAGUUUGGGGAAGAAUCUGUGAAGGCUGUCACUGAUCUGAUCACAUCUGGGAAGGGCGAAGUUGUUGUAGAAGAGGUGGUGAAAUACAGUGUGGAAGGCCGAGUGGCCAAGCCUAAUCCCCUGCUUUUAGUACUUGCACUGUGUGCACGCUGUUCAGACACAAAUACGAAAAAUGCUGCCUACAAUGCUCUGUCUCAAGUUUGUCGCAUUCCCACGCACCUAUUCCAAUUUAUUGACUAUUGUGAGCGACUAAGUGGGGAAUCGAGCGGUUGGGGCCGAGCUCAUCGCCGUGCAAUUAAAGCCUGGUACCUGGAUAAGGACCCACAGAAGCUGGCCUACCUGGUGACAAAAUACAAGAAGCGAGGUGGCUGGUCUCAUAAGGAUGUUUUAAGGCUGUGCCAUAUUAAUCCAUCUGCUCAAGAAGGGAUUGAUGCCGUCUUUAAAUACAUCUUCAAAGGAUUUGAAGAAACGAGUAGGCUUUAUGCUGAGAAUGAGAAUGAAACGAUCAAGGAUGUUAUGAAUUUCCUAAAUGCGGUUGAGACUGUCAAAAAUUCAACGGAUACAGUGACAGUAGCAGCCUUCAUUGAAGAACACAAACUAGUGCGAGAGCAUAUACCUACAAAGCUCCUCAAAUCUACAGAGGUGUGGGGGGCACUGUUAAAAGAAAUGCCAAUGACAGCGAUGAUCCGCAACUUGGGCAAGAUGACCAGCAUCGGGAUGUUCACACCCAACUCUCAAGAAGUCACGAUUGUAGUUGAGAAGUUGAGGAGCUUGGAAAAGCUCAAGUUGGCCAGGAUCCACCCAUUUACGGUACUACUAGCCCUAAAGACAUACAAAAGUGGAAAGGGUGAAAAGGGAAAAUUAAUCUGGACUCCAAACUCGCGCAUUUUAGAUGAACUCGAAUCAGCAUUUUAUCUCUCAUUCAAGGCUGUUGAACCCACAAGGAAACGUUAUAUGCUAGCAGUGGAUAUAAGUGGCUCGAUGUCCUUUAGCGGUAUUAAUGGCUCCCAAAAUAUGACUGCCCGUGAAGCUGCAGCUGCAAUGAUAAUGGUAACGAUGAAGACGGAAUACAACUAUCAAGUCAUGGCAUUCGCCAAUGAGUUUAGAAAUAUCACACACAUAAUGCGAGGCAGAUCCCGAUUGGAAGAAGUUAUUGCAGCAAUGACUGAUAUGCAAAUGGGUAGCACUGAUUGCUCAAUACCGAUGGUUCAUGCUAUGGAAAAUAACAUUCCUGUAGAUGUCUUCAUUGUUUACACUGACUGCGAAACGUACAUGGGGUCGUUACAUCCAUGCCAGGCUCUGGAAAACUACCGGAAAUUAAUAAGCCAGAAGCAAAAUGACCCUUCCCUCAAGAAAGCCAAACUGAUUGUCGUCGCUAUGACGUCAAAUGGUUUCACGAUCGCUAACCCAGAAGAUCCCGGAAUGCUGGACAUUGUUGGCUUUGAUUCAAAUGCUCCUGUAAUAAUGAGUGAGUUUGCUCUCGGUAGUUUGUCCGGGGACGACUAGAGCAGUUGGUCUGUAGUCGCAUAUAAUUAUGUGAUUAUAGGUGAGCCAGUAUUAAUCUCUAAUACAUAUUGGAUUUAUGUAAACAUGCUUAUAUGCAUCCUAAUGAUUAGAUCUCUAUCCCAUGUUCAUGGGAUUGACAGAACCAUAGAUUUGGUACCGAAAAACACCAAGAAUAAUACUUAUAAUGAUGCUGAAAAUAUCUUUUUUUUUGUGGCCACACUAGUAAAAUCAGGUAGAAUAGGCCCUUGUUUCUCUAUUUUUUCUCAUCCUCAAUUUUAAGGCAACCCAAGCCCUACAAAGCAUAGCCAGCAAAUUGGGAGUGGAGUUGGGUAUCUAAGGGCCUGUUUCUGCUGAGCAAAAAAAAUUUGUUUUUAACUUUUAUUAAAAAACACAUGUUUUUUUCCCCAGUAGAAACGGGCCACAAAACAAAAACACAGUUAGGAAUGUGUUCUAAAAAUACACACAUUCAUUAUAGGGUUCACGUUCAGAAAAUGUGUGUUUUUGUGGUACACUUUUCAGCUGCAACGCAAUACCGUGUUAGUCAUGACCCGUCGGUGACCCAAAUUGACCUCUUCAUUGGUUUGAUCGCUCACCCGCGGGAAAUUCAGGGCGAAGAAAAAAAUUAAAAUAAUAGGAAUGACAUGCUUGAAGAUCAUACUAUACGCGUUCAGAAGGAAGUAUAUAAGUAUAUAAAGUUAAAAGAUGUGAUUUACUGUAAAGGGCUUAUUUUCAUUUAAACUUUCAAUGUUUCUGUUCAUGCACUUCAGACAAAAUUUGGUUUAAGUUGUAUAAAUACAUCUUUGGAAUCCAUGUAAAAUGGCUGCAAGCAACCCUUAGCAAACUCAGUAAAAAAAGACAUUUAAAAAAAUGUGUAUCAUAAAAAUAAUAUCACAUUAUUUAUACUUUUCAUUUAUUCAGGCAACUACCAAAUUUUUUCAACAAAUAAAGGCCACUGGCCCAGGAGGCCGUAAGUGUGCAGUAACAACAACAAUAAUAUGAUUAAUAUAUAUCAUUAGCCAAGCGCUUAAACUCUAUAUAGAAACUUCUGUUAUUUUUGCGAUUGGUCAUCUAAGGACACCAAUCAUUUCAAGUCCAGCCUCAAUAGUAGUUGAUGUAACUAUGUAUUUAUGGUCUUUGACAUGCUUGCAAUGUAAGAUGUAUUGUAUUUUAGUAGCUUCUGUCUGAUAAAAAGGACUAUUGGAUCUAAUGUUUAUUAUGGUAACAAUUUUUACCAUAAAACC